Molecule: messenger RNA, 1336 nt
Organism: Harpegnathos saltator (Jerdon's jumping ant)
Lineage: Eukaryota; Metazoa; Arthropoda; Insecta; Hymenoptera; Formicidae
Exons: 9
Coding region: 38-1276 (412 amino acids)
Biological process (GO): detection of chemical stimulus involved in sensory perception of smell; sensory perception of smell
Cellular component (GO): plasma membrane
Molecular function (GO): odorant binding; olfactory receptor activity
Source: RefSeq, a predicted model, not a curated record
UAUAAGGUAUAUUUUAUCGAUCGGCUAAAAGGAGGGGAUGAGCGAAUUCUUCAGUUUUUUCCGCGGUCAAACGCAUCCCGACGUUUGCAAAGAUAUGACGUGCUUCGAUCUGCAUCAACACUUUGCCAUUAAUCGAAUUCUUUUGCUCUUGGUCGGCUUAUGGCCUUAUCAGCAAUCGAACAUUGUGCAUCUUCAGAAAAUUCUGUUUUCCAGUAUUUUGUCGAGUUUUAUUUUAUUUCAGCUUACAUCAUUCUUAACCGCGAAAUGUACACCUGACUUCAUCGUCAAAAUUUCCUGUUCUGUAUUACUUUUCGCAAUUUACUUGAUUUUAUAUAACACAUUCCACUUUAAUACUAAACAUAUGAUACAUUCAUUGGAUCAACUGCAACACGUUUGUAAUGAGCUGCAAGACGAGAACGAAAUAGCUAUCAUUGAACGAUACGCGUGCAUUGCUGAACGUAAAACAAUUAUACUUACAGUGUUUAGCAGUGUAUUUGUUAUUCUUGUCCAGCCAACGUGGCCACGCAUCUUCGACACUUUUCUUUUAACGAAUAACUCUCUACCACGCCACAAAAUACAAAUCUUCACUGAAUAUUUCAUCGAUCAAGAAAGGUACUUCUACUUAAUUGCGUUGCACACGUUCACAGCCUUUUUAAUAGGCGUAAUAGUGACGGUAGCCACCGGGACGAUGAUCUUGACGAAUGUAAAACAUAUUUGCGGAAUGUUUCUAGUCGCUAGUUAUCGUAUCCAGCAGGCAAUAAAGAUUGAUGAUCGACGAAUCCAGAAGAACACUAUUUGCAAAGACAUCAUUUGCGCCAUUAAUAUUCACCGAAAAGCAAUGAAGUUUGCUGAAUUUAUAUUGAAGGAUAUUGAGAUAAUGCUGUUCGUUUUGGUGCUACUUUCUGUGAGUUGUUUGAGUCUUAAUCUGUUCCGAAUUUUUCAGAUUACAUCGUUUGGCGGCGAUAUCGUGGAGCUUUGGUUGCAUCUUGCAUAUACCAGUGCCAUUAUUUUGUAUAUGUUCGAAGCCAACCUCUGCGGACAAGAAGUCACAGAUCACAACAAAAAUAUAUUUUAUGUUACAUAUAAUGCCCACUGGUAUACAACACCACUGAAUAUACAGAAGUUGAUAAUAUUACUAUUACAAAGAGGUAAUAAACCAUUCUUCCUGAAUGUUGGUGGACUAUUUACAGUAUCUUUAGAGAACUUCGCUAUGUUGUUAAGCGCGUCGAUAUCUUAUUUCACUGUUAUGUACUCCAUGCAAACCAAAAAAAAAUAAUAUAGGCAUCUAUUGUCCAAUAGUAUAAUUCAAUAGAUUAUUAAAAGAAAUUUUCCUUUU